AUGGCCUCUCACAAGAUUCUCGUUCUACCAGGUGACGGCGUUGGACCAGAGAUUAUCGCUGAGGCUAUCAAGGUGCUUGAUGUGAUCCAAAAGACCUCUGGCGUGAAGUUUGACAUCCGUUCAGAGUUGAUGGGAGGUUGCAGUAUCGACAAGCAUGGCGUAGCCUUGACUCAAGACGUCUUGGAUAUGGCCAAGGCAAGCGACGCAGUCUUGUUCGGGUCAGUCGGAGGGCCUAAAUGGGGUGCUGGGAAAGUGCGACCAGAGCAGGGUGUCCUCGCUUUGCGCCAAGGACUGAACGCCUUUGCGAACCUCCGUCCUUGCAAGUUCGCAAGCAGGUCGCUUGUCGACCGAGGUCCCAUUCGGCCCGAGCUCACAAAAGGCACCGACUUUGUGCUUGUUCGAGAGAACUGCGGGGGUGCUUAUUUUGGGGACAAGAUUGAGGAGGAAGAUUUCGCAUCGGAUGCCUGGGCUUACUCUCGCGCUGAAGUUGAGCGGGUUGCAAAGAUCGCCGCCGACCUGGCCAUGGAAACGGACCCUCCUCAGCAAGUUAUCUCGUGCGACAAGGCCAAUGUCCUUGCAGUGAGCCGGCUCUGGCGUCGAGCUGUGACCGACUUCUUUGCAAGAGAGUAUCCGCAGAUCAAGCUAUCCCAUCAGCUUGCUGACAGCGCGGCCAUGCUAAUGGUCAAGGAUCCUCGUUCGUUCAACGGAGUGGUUCUUAUGGAUAACACGUUCGGUGACAUCUUGUCAGACGUCAGUAGCGUGAUCCCAGGAUCGCUGGGGCUUCUUCCAUCCGCUUCAAUCUCGAGCACUACCCCUGGCUCUGCGGGAAUCGGUCUCUAUGAGCCUAUCCAUGGAAGUGCACCCGAUAUUGCGGGCAAAGGUAACAGAUUCCACGUGUGCAGUCCUGGCUUCACGGCCCAGCCGAUCAAGGCGACAACGCUAAUGCCUAUCACCCCAGGUAUCGCCAACCCUGUUGCGACUGUUCUUGCGGCGGCGAUGAUGCUCAAAUAUUCGUUCGGGAUGAAUGAUGAGGCAAAAGCCAUAGAGAGAGCGGUAGAGAAGAUUUUAGACUCUAAAGACAUCGGUGGUCUCGAGAUACGGACUGGUGACCUGGGAGGGAGUGCAACGACAAUUGAGGUCGGUGAUGCGAUCUGCAGUCAACUCGAAAGCCUGAUGAAGCGAAGUAUUUCUUAG
Colletotrichum orchidophilum is the source of this 1194-nucleotide messenger RNA. RefSeq names its product 3-isopropylmalate dehydrogenase. Gene Ontology annotation, cellular component: cytosol. Gene Ontology annotation, molecular function: NAD binding; magnesium ion binding; 3-isopropylmalate dehydrogenase activity. Gene Ontology annotation, biological process: L-leucine biosynthetic process. The coding region runs from base 1 to 1194 and encodes 397 amino acids. The record is from RefSeq and is a predicted model, not a curated record. The transcript has 4 exons. Lineage: Eukaryota; Fungi; Ascomycota; Sordariomycetes; Glomerellales; Glomerellaceae.